Humulus lupulus (European hop) is the source of this 675-nucleotide messenger RNA. RefSeq lists its product as uncharacterized. The record is from RefSeq and is a predicted model, not a curated record. The transcript is spliced from 2 exons. Lineage: Eukaryota; Viridiplantae; Streptophyta; Magnoliopsida; Rosales; Cannabaceae. Bases 1 to 675 code for a protein of 224 amino acids.
AUGGCGACAGUUCAUACUUCUCUUGUAAUAGCAGCAGUCAAGAAGUGGAAAAUUCAUCAUAUGGAUGUACAUAAUGCCUUCUUGCAUGGUGAUUUAGCCGAAGAGAGGAUAUAUGCAUUGGACAUUAUCUCUGAGAUAGGAUUACUAGGCGCUAAACCUGUCGAAUUCCCUAUGGAGCAAAACCAUCGUUUGGCAUUGGCAGCUGGACGAUUCCUUGAUGAUCCGGAGCGAUAUCAUCGACUAGUUGGGCAGUUGAUUUAUUUGGGUGUUACGCGUCCUGAUUUGGCUUACUCAAUUCAUAUUCUCUCCCAGUUUAUGCAACAGCCCGAGGAAGAGCAUUGGGAAGAGGAAUUACGUGUUGUUCGCUAUUUGAAAAAUAAUCUUGGCCAAGGGAUAUUAUUACAUGCUGACAGCACAUUACACUUGGAAGGAUGGUGUGAUUCUGAUUGGGCAAGUUGUCCAUUAAUGCAACGAUCAUUGAGUGGUUGGUUUGUUUUACUUGGUUAUUCUCCUGUUUCCUGGAAAACCAAGAGGCAACCAACUAUUUCACGUUCAUCAGCAGAGGCAAAGUAUAGACCGAUGGCAUCUAUUACCUGGGAACUGAAAUGGCUCAAACAGUUGCUUGGGGAGUUGGGUGUACAACACAAGAAGGGAAUGAGAGAAAUUGUCAUUUAG